AUGCCGCGCACCGUGGCCGUGGUCGGCGGCGGCAUCAGCGGCCUGGCCGCCUGCUACCACCUGGCCCGCGGCCCCGGCGCGCCCAAGGUGGUGCUGCUGGAGGGCAGCGCCCGCCUGGGCGGCUGGCUGCAGUCCACGCGCACCGAGGAUGGCGCCGUGUUCGAGCACGGGCCGCGCGGCGUCCGGCCGGCCGGAGCCGCGGGCAGGGACACGCUGCGCAUGGUCUCCGAGCUCGGCCUCGAGGGUGACGUCCUGCCCGUCCCCGGGGACCACCCGGCCUCCAGGAACCGCUUCCUCUACGUGCGCGGCGCCCUGCACAAGCUGCCCUCGGGCCUCGGGGCCCUGGUGCGGCCGGUGCCGCCCUUCUCCCGCGCCCUGCUCUGGAGCGGCCUCCGCGACCUGGUGGCCCCCGCGGGCACCCAGCCCGACGAGAGCGUCCACUCCUUCGCCCGCCGCCGCUUCGGCGCCGAGGUGGCCGACAUCGCCGUGGACAGCGUGUGCCGGGGGGUGUUCGCCGGGGACAGCCGGGCGCUCAGCGUGCGCUCCUGCUUCCCGGCGCUCUUCGAGGCCGAGCGGCGCCGCCGCUCCGUGCUGCUGGGCACGGCGCUGGCGCGAGGUGAGACCCAGAGCGCCGAGUCGCCGCUGAGCCGGCGGGCGCGGGCCGAGCGCUGGAGCCAGUGGUCGCUGCAGGGCGGCAUGGAGAGGCUGGCCGAGGCGCUGGGCGCCGCGCUGCGGGCGCGCGGCGUGGAGCUGCGGUGCCACGCGGCCCUGCGGCGCCUGCGCCACGGCCCCGCCGGCGCCUGGCAGCUCGCGCUCGACGACGGCACCGUCACAGCCGACCACGUGGUGAGCGCCAUCCCGGCCGCAGCCCUGGCCGCAGCGCUGCCCGCCGAGGCCGAGCCGCUGGCCCGCGAGCUGCGGAGCAUCCCCGCCGUGACCGUGGCCGUGGUGAACCUGCAGUAUGACGGUGCCGAGCUGCCCGUCACGGGCUUCGGGCACCUGGUGCCCUCGUCCGAGGACAGCUCCGUCCUGGGCAUCGUCUACGACUCGGUGGCCUUCCCGGAGCACGACCGUGCGGGCCCCCCCUCGCUGCGGCUGACGGUCAUGCUGGGGGGCGCCUGGUUCACGCAGAGCUUCGGGGACCCUGCGGCCGCGGUGCCCGCCGUGCUGCUGGGCCGGGCUCGCGGCGCCGUGCGGGCGCAGCUGGGGCUCGAGGCGGCGCCGUCCCGCGCCAUCGUCAAGGUGCACCAGGCCUGCAUCCCCCAGUACACGUUGGGUCACUGGCAGCGCACAGAGAGCAUCAGCCGGUACGUGACGGAGCGGCGGCUGCCCCUGAGCCUCGUCGGGGCCUCCUACGGCGGCGUCUCCGUCAACGACUGCAUCGCGAGUGCCAAGGUGGCCGCCAGCCGCAUCCUGGGGCCGUCCUGCUGAGCCUGCCCCGGCC
Molecule: messenger RNA, 1444 nt
Organism: Nothoprocta perdicaria
Lineage: Eukaryota; Metazoa; Chordata; Aves; Tinamiformes; Tinamidae
Gene: PPOX
Product: protoporphyrinogen oxidase
Exons: 12
Coding region: 1-1431 (476 amino acids)
Biological process (GO): heme biosynthetic process
Cellular component (GO): mitochondrial inner membrane
Molecular function (GO): protoporphyrinogen oxidase activity, oxygen as acceptor
Source: RefSeq, a predicted model, not a curated record